Messenger RNA from Trichoderma aggressivum f. europaeum, 822 nucleotides. RefSeq lists its product as uncharacterized. Lineage: Eukaryota; Fungi; Ascomycota; Sordariomycetes; Hypocreales; Hypocreaceae. Gene Ontology annotation, molecular function: ribonuclease MRP activity; ribonuclease P activity. The record is from RefSeq and is a predicted model, not a curated record. Gene Ontology annotation, biological process: intronic box C/D snoRNA processing; tRNA processing; rRNA processing. The transcript has 2 exons. Gene Ontology annotation, cellular component: cytosol; ribonuclease MRP complex; nucleolar ribonuclease P complex. The coding region runs from base 1 to 822 and encodes 273 amino acids.
AUGGCUGCGCCCUCAGCGAAGAAACGGCUUGUCCACCAUCUUGACACGCCCUUCUCUGCCUCAUCAUGGCCCGAAAUCUCAAUCGAUGACCAAGAUUCAAUCUUGGAGCUCCUUUGCCAGUAUGCCCAUUCAUUCUGCCUCUUGGACAUGACCACAGAGACACUUAUGCUGCUGCAAAACGCAAUAUCUCGUGCCUCUGGAGAUGACAUUAUGUUGACAAUCAAUACCAACAGCUUUUUGAGCCCUGUAGGGCAGCACCGCCGAGUCCACACAAAACCUUCCAAGGGAAAACGGGCUGCCAAAAGGGAAAAGAGAGCCAAGUCCAAGGCGGACGAGGUGCCAAACUCAGUCAAGAUAACGACUCCGCCCGCCCCAGAGCUCAGUGCAAGCGUGGAUGUCGGCUUCAAUUCAGUUACCAAAAAUCUCGGAUCAUGUACACAAACAUCUGAUGAGGCAGACGAGUCUCACAAGGACUAUUCCAUGGUUUUUGUUGCCAGAGGGAGCCAGUCACAAGCGUUCAACCAGCACUUCCCACAACUAGUCGCGGCUGCGUCUCGAAAUAUGCCUAACAAAGAGAAGAUACGGCUUGUCGGGUUUUCCAAGCCAUGUUCCGAGAAAAUUGGUAGCGUACUUGGCAUACCGCGAGUCUCGUCAGUGGCCGUUUCUCGACAUGCGCCAGGAGCGGACGCUCUAUUUGCUGUUGUGCAGAAUCUCGUGGCCCCAGUCGACUCGCCUUGGCUUAACGAGACGCCCAGCACCGCCUACAAGUCGACUCGAAUUGGCUCUGUGGAAACGACUAUUGGGACGAAGAGAGAGAAAUAA